Molecule: messenger RNA, 891 nt
Organism: Populus nigra (black poplar)
Lineage: Eukaryota; Viridiplantae; Streptophyta; Magnoliopsida; Malpighiales; Salicaceae
Product: putative RING-H2 finger protein ATL69
Exons: 1
Coding region: 82-636 (184 amino acids)
Biological process (GO): protein ubiquitination
Molecular function (GO): transferase activity
Source: RefSeq, a predicted model, not a curated record
CGGUGGCCCUUCUUAUCACCCUUCUUUUCAAAUCCAACGCUUUUUUCCACUUCUUGUUCUAUCUCUUUCUUUCAGUCCCUCAUGUCCACAGUUGCUCCACCAGUGUCAGCGUCGGCCGCUGCGGGCAGUGGCCUUGGUUAUGGUAUCGCCAUUGCCAUUGGCAUUCUCGUCCUCAUUUCUACUAUAAUGCUCACUUCUUAUGCUUGCACAAGGAUUAAAGGUAAUGGUAAUGGCAAUGGCAGCAAUAAUAAUGGCGGUGGUAGUGACAGCAGCAACAUCUAUGGGCAUGACCGGCACUUCACUGCCGGCAAUCCAAUAGAGCCAAUGACGGUGGUGGUGGGUCUUGCUGAGCCCAUUAUAGACUCGUAUACGAAGAUGGUGUUGGGCGAAAGCCGGCGACUACCCAAACCCAAUGAAGGUCCGUGCUCCAUAUGCUUGUCCGAUUACCAGCCCAAGGAUACCAUACGGUGUAUUCCAGAUUGUCAUCACUGUUUCCAUGCUGAUUGUAUUGAUGGAUGGCUUAAGAUGAGUGCUACUUGUCCAUUGUGUAGGAAUUCUCCAGCUCCAUCGAAGGGUCCCACGCCUGUCACUACUCCUUUGGCUGAGGUUGUGCCCUUGGCCUUCCAUGCCAGGUGAUGCUGCCAUGAAAAGGUGUUCUUCCACUUCAAUUUUUCAAGCUUAAUUAUUCCUAGCUUUAGCUUCUGCCUUCAAUUUUUUUUUUAGCCCGAGCUGAGGAUUAGUGUUAUAAUAUCAACACACCCAUCAAGGUUUACGUCUUGUAUAAUUUUUUAAUGGGAUCCGGAGUUCUUGAUUUUGGGUUUAUUUGCGUGGUGCUAAGAACACAUUUCUUAUGUGGAGAUUCUUUCACCUUGAAUCAAAUGUCUUUAAUCU